AUGGCGACUCAACUUCUGGCGGUUCAACUGAUGGCGAUUCGACCGAUUCUAAAGUCGCCAUCCCAAGACAUCUUGGUCGGGAGUGUCAUCGGCACGGGCAUCUUCAUCUCGCCUGCGGGGAUCCUGCGGGGUACCGGUGGGUCGGUAGGGCUAGCCCUCAUCUUCUGGGUAGCUUGUGGUGUUAUCCAGACCUGCGGGGGAUUCGUCUAUGCCGAGCUGGCCGUCAUGAUCAAAAAGUCUGGAGGGGAACUGACUUUCCUCCACGAUGCCUACGGUCCCGCGGUCGCCUUCCUCAAGCUUUGGAUCAUCGUCUUCUUCCUGACCGCUGGCUCGGCCAUCGUGGCCAUCAUCAUUCCGGAGUACCUACUCACUCCGUUCUUCCCCUGCUCGGGUCCGCCCAUCCUCGCCGUACGAUUAUUGGGCAUCUGUGUCGUAUUGUUCCUUGUUGGAAUAAACUGUGUGAGCGUCAAAGGACCUACUCGCUUUGCUGGGUUCUUUACGAUCACCAAGACCAUCGGGCUUAUAAUUAUCAUCGUCACCGGCAUGUAUAACAUCGCUACUGGUCACACGACUUACUUGGCUAACGCAUUCACUACUGGUAGCCCUAGUAUAAAGCUCCUACCCAUAGCCUUCUAUGCAGGAACGUAUGCCUACGGGGGUUGGGAUACCGUGGCCGCUUUGACAGAAGAAAUAAAAGAACCUAAAAGAAACAUUCCUCUAAGUUUGGUCAUCUCUAUGGUAACCAUCAUUAUCAUCUAUGUGCUGACCAACAUCGCUUACUUCACUCUUCUAUCACCAGAGGAAGUGCUUAGUUCUUCAGCUAUUGCCGCAGUAAGUAUAGCCUAUACCAUCCCUAUGUUCCCGGUUGAAUCCCUCCCCCACACACACAUUUCCUGA
Molecule: messenger RNA, 897 nt
Organism: Strongylocentrotus purpuratus (purple sea urchin)
Lineage: Eukaryota; Metazoa; Echinodermata; Echinoidea; Camarodonta; Strongylocentrotidae
Product: cystine/glutamate transporter-like
Exons: 7
Coding region: 1-897 (298 amino acids)
Biological process (GO): amino acid transmembrane transport
Cellular component (GO): membrane
Molecular function (GO): L-amino acid transmembrane transporter activity
Source: RefSeq, a predicted model, not a curated record